Drosophila hydei is the source of this 2434-nucleotide messenger RNA. RefSeq names its product polycystic kidney disease 2-like 1 protein (gene Pkd2). Gene Ontology annotation, cellular component: membrane. Gene Ontology annotation, molecular function: calcium channel activity. The record is from RefSeq and is a predicted model, not a curated record. The transcript has 8 exons. Gene Ontology annotation, biological process: detection of mechanical stimulus. Lineage: Eukaryota; Metazoa; Arthropoda; Insecta; Diptera; Drosophilidae. Bases 62 to 2419 code for a protein of 785 amino acids.
GAACAAAAAUAAACAAUUCAAAUUGACAAAAAUAAUAAAAUAAUAUUAAGACGAAGUCAAAAUGUCAGAUAAAGAAGACGAAGAAGCUCGUAAACAGCAGACAGAUCGCGUAGAUCAGUCCACACAGCAUACGACUGGCCGCCCACGGCCGCCCCCGCGCCCGUUGCGUAACCAAUCGCCAGGCGAACAGGGGCCCCGUAGAGAUCGCCCUCUCUUGGUGACAAGGACAGAUAAGGAGUCCGACGAGCAACCCAAUCAAAGCUCGCCCACGGGCUCUAUCCAGCCGAUCAGUAAAGAAGAAACAGAAGAAACAGAAGAAUCGCCCAAGAAAAGAACUAGAUUCGCCCGACUAUUUUCACGCAAGGAUAAGGAGUUAUAUGAUGGGGACCAAUACGAAUCAAAUACCGAGCAUGAAACGCCAAUCCGUAGAUCAGCAGACAGACAGGGUAUGAGAACGAAAGCUUCACGCAUUCUCUACACGACCGACGAGGAGGUGCGCGACGCACUCUUGGAAUUUGCCUUGUUUAUCAUAUUUCUCAUCUUAACUUGUUUGGUCACGCUCUCUGUUCGUCACUCAUAUAUGUUUUAUUUCAACGAUACGAUAAAAAAACUUUUCACCACCCGUGACAUGAUUAUAUCGUCUUCGGUAACCGUUACAUUUGAGAAGGUUCUGACCAUACCAGACUUUUGGGACUAUUUAAUUUAUAAUUUUUUAGUAAAUCUGCACGGCGAUAUGUCCGGCGUUACUGCGGAUUUCGAGCAAGUUCAUGACCUAGAUAAUACAACCCAGACAAAUAAUGAAAACCAAAAUGAAGAUGUACCGCCACCGCCAGAUCCGCCACCUGAAGAUCGUAGACAUAAACAAAAACAUGGAACACAGUCGACCAAUACGACAAAUCUCAUAGGCAGAGUCUUUCUGCAUGAGAACCUAUUGUUGGGACCACCACGAUUACGACAGAUCCGUGUGCGCAAGGAUAGCUGCUAUGUGAAUGAUGCCUUUAUACGAUACUUCAACACCUGCUAUUCUCAGUAUACGGCUGGGACAGAAGAGAUUGUGAGUGAUCACAUGGGCGCACCAUUUAGAACAAUGAGGGAUUUGGACUCGACUCCAUUGUGGACACAAUUGAAUUUCUAUCGAUCUGGUGGCUAUACCGUCGACCUAACAUUUAAUAAGAAGGAAAAUCUAAUGAUUCUCAAAAAGUUAAGGAAUCAACAUUGGUUGGAUCGCGGUUCACGUCUUUGCCUGAUCGAGUUUAAUCUUUUUAAUGAAAAUACAGAUACCUUUCAGAGCGCCAAAUUUAUUGCGGAAAUACCGCCCACAGGCGGCGUUAUACCACAGAGUCAGCUGCAGACAGUUAAGGAAUUUACAUUUUUAACUGAUAAAAGCCUGGUCAUGACCUGUAUCUAUAUCUUUUGGUAUGUUAUGGUCAUGUAUUAUACAAUUUCGGAAAUAGCUGCAAUCCGUAAAUGUGGCAUCAAGAAUUACUUUUCAUCCAUAUUGAACAUACAGGAUUUGCUUAUAUUAAUCUUUUCUUACCUGGCUCUGGUCUACAAUAUUUGGCAUAUGUUCAAAGUGAAUAAUGUGGUGGAUACAUUUAAGAGCCAGGAUACAUACAUAAGCUUGGAUACUUUGUGCUUGUGGAAUACCAUCUAUGUAGACAUGAUGGCUAUUUUGGCGUUUCUCGUUUGGGUGAAGAUCUUUAAAUUCAUUAGCUUCAACAAGACGCUCGUGCAGUUUACAACGACAUUGCGCCGCUGUUCGAAGGAUUUGGCUGGCUUUAGUCUUAUGUUUGGCAUCGUAUUUCUGGCCUAUGCCCAACUGGGUCUGCUGCUCUUUGGCACUAAGCAUCCCGAUUUUCGUAAUUUUCUGACCUCUAUUUUGACCAUGAUACGCAUGAUUCUGGGCGACUUUCAAUAUAAUCUUAUUGAGCAGGCCAACCGAGUGCUGGGACCCAUUUACUUUCUCACCUACAUUCUGCUGGUCUUCUUUAUUCUACUGAAUAUGUUCCUGGCCAUCAUAAUGGAGACGUACAACUCGGUGAAAAGCGAAAUAACGCAUGGUCGCAGUCAGCUCGGCGCCUAUGUCUAUAAGAAAAUGGCAGCUUUCUUCUAUAUAAUUAAGCACUGUGGACGUAAGCGUAGUAAUCGAGUACUGCCGCCGGUAAUUGAUCCCGAUGACGAUUUAGCCCCUGAUGUGACUACGCGCCGCUUUCAACCUAAGGAAAGGAUUCAUUUACGCAGAAAUAUAACUGAGGCCGAAGCUCACUAUUUCGAAGAUGUUCCAAAUGACGUUAAGAAUAAGGAUAUGUUUCGUAUCAACAAUCGCGUUUCACUGUUGGAGGAAAUUUUGGAACAGUUAGUUACCAAUAUGGAUGCCAUAUUGAAGCGUGUGGAGAGUGAAAUUAAGAAAAACAAAUAAUUUUUAUCUAUGGAA